This is a messenger RNA of Osmerus eperlanus (European smelt), 3429 nucleotides long. It is a transcript of the gene c1h6orf89, whose product is annotated as chromosome 1 C6orf89 homolog. Gene Ontology annotation, cellular component: nucleolus; Golgi membrane. The transcript is spliced from 8 exons. Bases 249 to 1298 code for a protein of 349 amino acids. NCBI's taxonomy places the organism in Eukaryota, Metazoa, Chordata, Actinopteri, Osmeriformes, Osmeridae. The record is from RefSeq and is a predicted model, not a curated record.
CGCGAAACUGACAGAUAGGGAAGUGAGUUGACAUCGUCAUAUUUCACAACAGCAAGAAGAUGGGAAUAGCCAGUUCGGCGCAAGCAAAAUGAAAAAUACCAUGAAAAUUAAAUGAACACUGCAUCGCUAAGGGAUGCACAAUGUUUUCUCUUGCCGCUUCGUCUUGCUCGACGUCGACCCAAGACCUUUGAAACAACCCAGCGAGUCUUGACUUGCCAGAACGUUUUUGAGAAGUAACACAGCUAGCCAUGGGGACCACACUCAGUGAGCCGUGCAUUUAUGACAAAUUGUCAGAAAGUAUUGAUAUCCUGCGCCAGUCCGGUUAUCGGUACGGCAUGUCGGAGAGUGAGAUUGAGAAGUUUAUCAAGCAAGUCCUGGAAACGAACGAACCCAGGAGAGACCCACCCCAGUUUCCCAUCCUAAGAGCCACUGUUAAGUUUGUGGUGGUGGUGGUCCUGGUUGUGGGGGUGGUCCUGGCCUUCUCCUACCCCCAGAGUCCCCCCCAGCUGGGGCUCAUCAACAUGGGGGGCCACAACUGGUCCUCCCCCCUCAGUCACGUCCGCCUGCUGGCUCUGCCCAUCGCCAAGAAGUACAACUUGCAAGGGUUCCAUGAGUGGUGGAGUGCGGGGGCUGUGAGGCAGGGCCUGGUGAACUGUUCGGGCUGUGCGGAGGUGUCCUCGGUGCUGGAGGUCCCAGACACCCUGAGAGAGUCUGGAGCCCUGCGCCGCGGGCCCCAGCCGGUCCUGCUCAAGGGAGGAGAGACACUGCUGGUGCAGAGGCAGCAGUUGGAGGAGCUGUACUCAGCCCACUCCAGCUCCAUGUCCAUCCUGCUGGAGGAGGACAGCCUGCUGCCGCAGGACCAAGGCUUCCCCCAGGGCCCGGCCAACUUCACCCUGCUCUGGUACAGCUUAGGGCCCGGCCAGCAGUGUUCAGUAGGGUUCAGCUGUAUGAGAAGGAGGUUUCAUUCUGGAGCCAGGGAGAAGGUGUUGAGGUGGCUCUUCCCCAAGGCAGAGCUCUGCCCCCUUCUGGACAGCGCUGGAACUACACUGCAGCGAUGCCUGGUCACUCACAGCGCUAAUUCUCAGAGCAGGGGAGUCAGAGUUCUUGGCUGGCUGGUGGUAGGAGAAGGCUUGCCCACUGUCAGAGUGCUCCCCGUGCAUCGCUGUCAGAAACACUGCAGCUCCUUCAACCUCUGGCUGGGCCCUGGAGAUAUGGUGUAUGCCGACCCCCGCUACUGGCAGAUGGAGCUGUUCCCCGGGAGAGGCCAGAACAUCGUCUGUGACGGCUCUGCCUUCUGAGGGAGGAGGGGACGCCCCUGACAACCACAGAAGAAGAGAGGGAGAAGAGGGAGACAGAACCUGUCCUCAAAAUCCCUUCUUUCUUUCCAGAAGCCCACAACUCUCUCAGUGGCAUCUGAUAUGAACGACUUGCUCUGGAGACACAGGCUGAUUGGAGCUUUUGCCGAUACGUCCAGGGCUCGUCCCGCCCCCCUAGAGGCCUGGAUGCAGAACCUGCCCACUCACUCGGAACACGAGCCAGCGCUCACGCUCGCUGGAUCAACGUUCUCCUAAUAAAGGCUGCUUGCAGAAACGCCAUCAACCCCUCUAUACCGAGUUAGCCCUAACUAGUUAGUUAAAUCCUCCUUUCUACACCAGUGUCUUCUCAAACGUUCUCCCCAGCAACAUCCACUACACUCAUCACUACUUCCACUCCUAUGUCCACUCAAGCCAUUCACUAACUGCGUCAUCAUACCAAACUAAGGCCACAGAUCCUGGACGCUGGCUUGUCCUUUGCAGAUCCAAAAUAACAGGUGUGGUACUUGGAGGCGGUAACCUGGCCAGCCUCAUCAGACGAGGGUUCCUAAGAGGAGAGCUGCUGGGAGGGAAAUGCUUUCAGACAAAUCGUCCUGUCUGUCAGAAUGUUAGACCUUUUGUCAGUUAGGGUUUCAAGGUGUCAUAUCGUACUGGAAUCUAAUAGAAUUACAGGGGACGUUCCAGAAUGGAAUGUUUGCUUUUGUUCAUGUUUUUGUAUUUAUUUUCCUGAAACGUACAUUUUUUAAGUUUUCACAGUGAGGGAUGUGUGACAAGCAUGAUUGUGAUCAUUCUGGCAUUGGCAAAUCAUUUUUAUCAUUUGUAAAAUGUUCAGUUCAGGUGUAAUUACUUACAAGCAGUGUAUGUAUUUAGCAGAGGUGGCUGCCAUCCACAUUUUUAUUCAUUUUUUUAUUCAAAUACUUUUUUGGGUGAUUUUCUGAUUCUUGUCCCUUCUACAGUGAAAGCACUUUAUCUUGUAUUGGUUAACUGAUUGAUUGCCCUUGUUGAAUAUGUUGCACGGUAUUUCAAGAUGUCACACAUUGUCAAGUCCUUUGAAUGGGUCAGCCAUUUUCUUUCUCUUUCACACACCACUUAGGCAUUGUUAAUGCAGUCUUAACACUUAUCUCUUAAGUUACCAUGUUACAAAUGUUCAGGUUAUAACAUGAACUACCAUACCCUCACCUUUACACAGACAUUAUCGCAUAACUUUUUAGGCAAUGUCUCGUUAUAAUCCAAAUAUUGACAGUUUAGGCUGGAUUUUGACAAGGGCCUUAUGUUUUUCAGUACUGCUUUUUAUUAUCUGUUGUGAGAGUCAAGUGGAUGGGAGUGCACCAGGGUGGAUGCCAGCGAUGCAGAGGAGCCAGGGUGGAUGCCAGCGAUGCAGAGGAGCCAGGGUGGAGGAGCCCUGGUGGGGAUGCAUCAACUUUCCACUGGGCUUAAGUGAACCCGGUUCUUCAGUUUGACACUUUCAUGGAGGGCGUUCUUGGUGUUGGCUGAUGUCAGUGCUGGGAUUGGCCCUGUGUUCUCAAAAAGGACUGCCAAAAAAAAGUCCUUUAUUACGGUUGGUUCCAGUGUCUUCUGUCUAACCCUGAGGCCUUUUGGAAUGUUUUUUUACGUUAUUUUUGCUGCUCAGAUAUUAGUUUGGUUCAAGGCUCCCCUGUAUCAGUUGAUUACUGAAGGUUUCGACGUUCUGCCUUGAAUCCAAACUUGCCUUUUCUUCGUAAGCCUUAAUGCGAUUACAUUGGUUUUUACCUGCUUUCAAUCUUUCUUUUUUUAAUUCAAACUUGUCGUUUAUUUUAGCCUUGAGCAUCCUUCAAGUUAAACAAAGAACAGGGACAUGCACAGAAAGUUAAACAUUUUAUCUUUCAAACUAGGAUGUCAAAUGUUUCAGUCACGAAAAGAUACUUAAGAUACUAUAUUUUUUUGUUGAUUGGGCCACUUUAGUUUACGAAUCCUUUAAAAUCUAGAUACUUAAUGUUACUAAUUGUUUUUUGUUCGUUUUUUUUAUCCAGUAUCAAACGUGCAAUGAAGAUGUAUAAAAUGUGAUUUUGAUGUAACUAGUUUCGUCAGGCGCAGAAUGUUUGGAUAAUGUUUCUAAAUAAAACGUUCUACCCCCGUG